UUACUCUGAAAUCAGAAUCAUAAGCCAACUAUUCCCCACUCACCGCUUGGUUGUCUCAACAUUUUCAUUAGAUUCACUGCAAUUUUCUUUGUCUUAAUCCCACCAUAGGCCUCAAAGACUAGACAGGAAUCUUUUGCAUCCAGACAGAACAGAUAGAUCUGCUGUGCUGUUCAUUUGACCAAUACAGUCAUCAUACACAGACACACAUACAAAAAAGUUAUAGUACUUAAACUUGGAACAAAAUAUCCACAGUACACAUGCAGAUUCUUCAUUGGCUCUUUAAAAGGGCACAAGAACAAGAAAGAAAGAGCAGCACCUUCAGGGAAGAAAUCAGAGCACAAAAUGGAAGAGGGAAAAAGGUUAGUCUACUGAAGCAUGAUGGAUCAUAUAGAAGAACAAAGAGAUUCGAAUCAUGCAGCAAGAAUCUGAAGUUAUUGGCUUUUGUGUAUAGAAAAGACAUUCCGAAGGCUUGCUUCUACAAAACCAUCAACUUAAAGAGAUUAGGAAGCUUUCAUAGAAGGCAUUUUCUGAUCUCUAUGAAAAUGAAGAAAGAAGAAUCAUCAAGAGAAGAAGGGGUUGUUACCAAGACAGAUUCAACAGCUCAUGUGGGAAACAAGGUUUUGCCUAUAACUGAGGCACCAUUGUCAUCCUCAGCUCAAAGAAAUGGCCAAUGUGAUGCCACAGAAAAUAAAGAUCAGAGCAAGGGGGAUAGGAAAAAGACCAUUUCGAAGAUGAAAGAGCUAAUUAGAUGGGCUGCUUUUUCCAAAACAGAGAAAGGAGGAAAAUUCUAUGGAAAAAAGAUUUUAAUGUUCCGGAGGCGUGGAACCUUGAAAGCAGUUCCGGAUGAGGAUCAAGUUUGCAGUGAGUCACCCAAGAUCAGUUUCAGAUGGGAUGUGGAAAGCUGCUCCACCACUUCCUCUGCCUACUCAGCUAUCUCAGUAGCAUCCUCAUCAAGAUUUGGACAAAACCAAAUUGCAACUUCCACCAUAUCCAUUCCUCAUUCAGAGAAUGGCUGUAGAAAAGGAAGCUGGAUCACAACAGACUCUGAAUUUGUGGUGCUGGAGCUAUGAAAUUAAUGUGUACAGAAGAUAUCCUUUGUGUGGUGAAGUGGUAGCAGGCAAUCUACGUCAGGAAUUAAUUCAUGCUCUAAAUUCGAGCCUUGUUCGUGGCUAAUUUCUAUCAGAUAUUUUGUGAAGAUUUUAUUAACCAAUGAUAAUAGGGAUUGAAAAGCAAGAGAAAGUGAUGCAAUGGCUCUAUUUAAUUAUCAGAAUGUGCUAGAUGGUGAUCAAACUGAUCGAUCUUACCAUGGGGAUGAGAUGAGAAUGUCUGGCAUCUACAUAAAUAGGGUAUAAGUUAUUUAGUAUUUGAUGACUUAUGUAAUUAAUGUAGUUGAGUUUUACAGGUCAUGGGACCUUUGGUCUAUUUCCUGUAAUCUAUGAUAAUCAGUAUGGAUGAGUAUUAGAAAUGAAAGUUUAAUGUUGUUUAUAGGCUAAUAUAAGUCUUAUACUCUUAUGUGACUUGUUGAACUUGGAAGCGCGGUCUGAAAAUGACUUUUAGAAUAAGGUGAGUGUGUUAUUGGGCUUAAUUGUGGAUGUGGUUAAAAAAUCUUAAUGCAAUUGGACCCAAAGCACUCAAUGUUAUGUACUUUUAUUGUCUCUUUCAACUAUCCAUUGUGAGACUUUAAUAUUUU
This is a messenger RNA of Lotus japonicus, 1690 nucleotides long. RefSeq lists its product as uncharacterized. The record is from RefSeq and is a predicted model, not a curated record. The transcript has 5 exons. NCBI's taxonomy places the organism in Eukaryota, Viridiplantae, Streptophyta, Magnoliopsida, Fabales, Fabaceae. The coding region runs from base 258 to 1070 and encodes 270 amino acids.